Haliotis rufescens (red abalone) is the source of this 4117-nucleotide messenger RNA. Its product is annotated as hepatocyte nuclear factor 4-gamma-like. The record is from RefSeq and is a predicted model, not a curated record. Gene Ontology annotation, biological process: cell differentiation; anatomical structure development; regulation of transcription by RNA polymerase II. The transcript is spliced from 8 exons. Gene Ontology annotation, molecular function: nuclear receptor activity; nuclear steroid receptor activity; zinc ion binding. Gene Ontology annotation, cellular component: nucleus. Lineage: Eukaryota; Metazoa; Mollusca; Gastropoda; Lepetellida; Haliotidae. The coding region runs from base 679 to 2358 and encodes 559 amino acids.
GAACCAGCUUGAAUAGGAUUCCCUGAACCAGCUCUCAUGUCCGUAGGUCUGUGUGUUCCAAGUAUACAGUUGUGUUGCACAUGGAGACGGGUUGUACAGUUGAUUGUUGUCACUCCCAGCACUGCUUUAUUCCUGCGUGUGAUACGAGAUAUAUUCACUACUUUAAUGUGUCAGUACUUGACUGUAUUCUGGGGCAACCGUCUUGUGUCAUGAAAGAGCCUUGAACAAUUUCACAACACCAAUGAGUCCGAAUAACUUGACCAAAUAAUUAUUCUUCAUGUUGUGUCAUGAAUCAGCUGAUGGGAGAUAUUCAACUCAUUAGAUGGUUACAGCAGGGAUUUAAGUGUCUUUUUCUGUCAUCAGCACAUGGAAGAUUUGUUACAGAAAGGCAUGUCUUGCACAAUAUUUCAAACAAUUAGCAAUCUGUGAUAGCAGCAGUCACAGAGACUGUGAAUUAUGCAGUUACUUCUCACACAUUUCAGUAUGCAAACUGGCUAUUUCAAGGCCGAUAUUCCAAAGGUGGUAAAGUCACGCAAAAUGCUUAGGUUUGUUUCUUAGCGGGUAAUUUUGGCAACAGUGUGAUGUCAUGGCCAAUAGAUGGCUAAUAUCUUUAUUACGACUUGUGAUUAUUGGAGCCAUAAUGAAAUUGAUAACAAGCCGAUGGACGAGUUGUGAUGUAUGUGUGGUGGUUAUCUGAUUGUUCGACCAGCUUGUCAGGGUGACAGCAUGUCGUGUGAUAUCUCCAUCUCAUGUCGGGAAAUGUACUCCAAACUGCUCGGACAGGACAGCAUGGACUUCUGCUUCGACUGGGAGAACGCCGCACCCAUACAGUUCGAAGAAGGUGAACCAGAUUCUGACUGUGGAACAGGGGACAGCUCAGGUCAACAGUUCUCAGAUUCACAAGACCUCAAUGCCCAGUCUCUUGGUGCUGUCCAGUCCCUGGUUUCCCCGAACUCGGCGGGCGCCAUCAGUCAGUUCUGUGCCAUCUGUGGAGAUCGGGCGACAGGUAAACACUAUGGUGCUGCCAGCUGCGACGGCUGCAAGGGCUUCUUCCGCCGCAGCGUCCGCAAGAACCACGUCUACAGCUGCAGGUUCAGCCGCAACUGCAUCGUGGACAAGGACAAGCGCAACCAGUGUCGCUAUUGUCGACUCAAGAAGUGCUUCCGAGCUGGGAUGAAGAAAGAAGCUGUACAGAACGAGCGAGAUCGGAUCAGUGUGCGGCGAACGAGUUACGACGACAUCGCCAACUCGGGAGCCCUCUCCGUCAGCACACUGCUGAAUGCUGAGAUCUUGUCCAGACAGAUUACCUCCCCAAUAAAUGCCGACUUAUCGACCAAAAAGUUGGCGAAUGUGAGCGAUGUGUGCGAGUCGAUGAAGCAGCAGCUCCUCAUCCUGGUGGAGUGGGCCAAGUACAUCCCCUGCUUCUGUGAGCUGCCACUGGACGAUCAGGUGGCGUUGUUACGUGCUCACGCCGGGGAGCAUUUAGUACUGGGGGUGGCAAGACGAUCCAUGAGUCUUAAAGAUAUUCUGUUGCUUGGCAACGACUCCAUCAUUCCGCGGAAUACAACUGAUAUUGACAUUGUACGAGUCACAUGUCGAAUUCUGGAUGAGCUUGUCAAGCCUUUGAAGGAUGUCCAGAUUGAUGAUUCCGAGUUUGCUUGUCUCAAAGCUAUUGUUUUCUUCGACCCAGAUGCCAAGGGACUUACGGACCAGCAGAAGAUUAAAGCCUUCCGCUAUCAGGUGCAGGUGAACCUGGAGGACUACAUCAACGACCGCCAGUACGACUCCAGAGGGCGCUUCGGGGAGAUCCUGCUGCUCCUUCCUGCACUGCAGAGCAUCACGUGGCAGAUGAUCGAACAGAUCCAGUUUGCCAAGCUGUUUGGCAUGGCCAAGAUAGACAACCUGCUGCAGGAGAUGCUGCUCGGAGGUGCCAACACAGGGGACUCCUCCUCCUCAUCUGCCCAAGCUGCUGAAGCCAGCAUUUCCCCACCGCUGAUCGAACCCACGGUCUACCCCGAUGCCCUUGGUGUCGUGCCGCCACCUGGUGGUGAGCAGAUCAACCUGACACAUACCCUGGAACCAGACCACCUGACGGCCUCCCACCCUGGAAGCACCAGUCCCAUGGCCCCGGGCUUGGAGCACCACUACCUGAGCGGGGGGUCAGACCAGGCCCCCUCCCCCCAGCGGGGUCUCGGGAUGACGGAACCCCUCCCCCUCACUGUCAACCACACAAUGGAACACAUUCCUAACGGCCAUGGCCCCGAGACACCUGUUCCAUCGCCUCCUGUAACAAGCAUGCAGGACUCGUACAAAAUGUCGGCCAGUGUCGCUGCCCAUUUCAAACAGGAAGUGUCUUGAAGCUCUUGGAUGGCUUUUUCCAGAAAGGGCUUCCUAAGCAAGACUUUCAGUGACCUCUUCCUUUUAAGAGGAAUGGACAUGGUACUGAUUUGUAUAUAAUUCACAUGUACUUGAAUAACUGGUAUAGUGUGAAAUGAACAUUCAGCAAGAACCCAUAUGAAAGAUGAAAUAUAUUUUUACAGUGGACAAAUGAAUGGACAGACGUAGGUCUGAAAGCAUUGAAUGUGAAGAUUCAUUGAGUUUCAUGGAUAGGUUUCAUGCUGGUUACAACGUGUGAAGAAGUACAUGUGUGGAUGCAGCGGAGGAUGGAGUUGUGUUAGGUCCCAGACAGAACAUCUCUGGCAGAGCUCAGGACACCAGUGUGUUGAUUACAAGGCAUAAUGAAACCCUUUAAGCAGGGUUCGAAAUAUCCUGCCCACGUAACGAGUCACUCUUACACAGUACCCCAGAUCACUAGCCAGUUAUAUAGUACCCUCCUAAUGUACAUCACCACCAAUACUGAAGCAUUGUCUGGAUACUUAAUAGUCAUGAGAAUGUGGCCACAUCAAGGCUUGAAAUUAAUAUGGUAAUUAUAUUAUUAAUUAUAUUAAAUAAAUUGGAAAUGUCUAUCUUUAGACUGGCUAGGAGACUGACUACUGAUAUCGGUGCAGGUGCCCCAGACAGGCAGCUAUUUCCUACCCUGUUUCGCCAGCUGUAGUAAUACGCUUCGGUUCACACACUAUGUUACUUCUGUUUACUGUUGUAUAAAAGGACCUUUGUGCAGUGUUUAAUUGCCAGAAUAGGCAGUCAAAGUUAAGCUUAUAUUGUUGAUCUGCCUUGGCAGUGUUAUGAAAGGAUAUAUGCAUUUUGCUUUUAUGAAAAGCAUCAAAGUAUGUUAUGGAUAUAUAUUUUAUGCACAUAUUUUUGUAGUGACGUUGAUGGUACCGAGGCUGACUUAUCACAUCCAGUGUGCGCAUGUAUAGUAGUGGGUGCUGCAUCCUCCGUGUGUCUUCAACCUCCGGGGACCGUGCCUUUACUGCUACGUACCACAUGCACCAGAAUGCCACCGAGAUGCUGCAUCUGUUACUAUGGACAAAUAGUGUGUUUGAACAGCCCACAUCAUAAUUUUAUGUCUGUACAACACCAAUAGACUUGACUAACUAGUAUUUAGUAUACAAGUUAUUGUAAGAACAUGACUAACUAGUAUUUAGUAUACAAGUUAUUGUUAAUGACAGACUUAGAUUCGUCUACUCUACAUUAAACAGUUUGAAGGAAAAUGUAGAAGAAUAAUCAAGUGCUUCUUCGUAGAUGUUAAAACCCUGGUCGCACUGAUUACACAGGGAAGACAGUUAAACCGAUGUCACAACGACCAUGGCCACCAGUGAAGGGGGAUAACUCUCUUUGACCCAGGGUCAGUUCCCUUAUGGACACAAUGUGUGAAGCCCGAUUGUCCCCCCUUGCUGUACGAUUGCUGGAACAGGUGUAACACCUCACUCACACUUCCCCGUCGUACUUGUGACCUCUUGACACUUGACCUGCGGCAGUGUGAAGGUGCUAUGGUUGCUGAUAUGUUCCAAUUAAAUUGUGAUGCCAGCUGUUACAUAGGCCAUUGAUGUCAGAGGCAAUAUAAAUGUUAUGACGCCAGCCGUAUUAAACAAUGUAUUAUUUACUGGUGAUAUAUAUAUAUAUAUUAUAUCUGGACAUUGGUGGUCAGUGCCUCUCUAAACAAUAUGACAACCAGUGUCCAGCACUGUGGUACAUCAUAUAUCAGCUGUAUGUA